AUGUCUGUCAAAGUCGACGGCUUUAAAUCAUCCACUUUCUUCGAACUGUUAAAUGUCAGCUUCUCUAGUAAUGAAGCAAAGAGAAAGGAGAACAUCAAGAAGGCAAAUGCGAUCUAUGAAUUUAAUGUAAAGAAUGAAGAAGGAAAGACACAAGUCUGGACCAUGGAGUUGAAAAAGGAAGGCGUCAUUUGUGCUGGCAAAGGUUCCGCGAAACCUGAUAUCACCAUCGACCUGGCAGAUGAGACUUUCGUUCAGUUGGCCUCAGGAAAACUUAACGGUCAAAAAGCUUUUAUGUCUGGAAAGAUUAAGGUCAAGGGCAACAUGAUGUUGGCCACGAAAUUGGAUGGCAUAUUGAGCAGCAUUUCCAAGGCAAAAUUGUGA
Messenger RNA from Acaulospora morrowiae, 381 nucleotides. The record is from the annotation of a GenBank genome assembly. Lineage: Eukaryota; Fungi; Glomeromycota; Glomeromycetes; Diversisporales; Acaulosporaceae.